Solea solea (common sole) is the source of this 11052-nucleotide messenger RNA. It is a transcript of the gene cubn, whose product is annotated as cubilin (intrinsic factor-cobalamin receptor). Gene Ontology annotation, molecular function: calcium ion binding. The transcript has 67 exons. The record is from RefSeq and is a predicted model, not a curated record. Lineage: Eukaryota; Metazoa; Chordata; Actinopteri; Pleuronectiformes; Soleidae. Bases 49 to 10944 code for a protein of 3631 amino acids.
ACACUUCAGUGAAGCUGCGUUCAGUGUCCAGGCGACACAUCUUCUUCCAUGGCCGAGACGCUGCGACUCUCGUGGCUCUUCUGCAUUCUCUUUUUUCUCCUGCUGGGUCUGCAGGGAGAGCCGAGGGAGGCCGCGCAUGCACCAGACAAGAGGAGCGUCAGCUCUGAGCAACCUCGUAUGCUGUCAGAUAACGGUCACCUUGUCUUCACGACCGGUGACAAUAAAGAGAUUCGCUUCCAGACAUCAGCAUCAGGCCAAGUUAAAGUGAAUAAUGAGGACCUCACCCAGCUUUUAAGUCAGAUCAAAACCAACAAAGAGGACAUAGACACCAUUAAGACUCAUGGAGGUGGAAUUUCCCCUGAACUCAACAACAGACUUAACCAGCUUGAUACUAAGGUUUCAGGCCUUCAGAACAGAGUGACGACAGUUGAAUCGAAAGUCCAGAAGGUUUCCUGCAGCAGCAAUCCAUGUCAAAAUGGAGGAACUUGUCUGAAUACACUCAACUCAUACCACUGUCUGUGUCCCAGCAACUGGGAUGGUUCCAACUGUGCAACAGAUGUAAAUGAGUGUCAGAUACUAUCGGGAACUCUGCAGGGUUGUCAGAAUGGAGCGACCUGUCUCAACACUGCUGGAUCAUUCAGUUGUACCUGUUCUCCAGAAUGGUCAGGGACUCACUGCACUGUGCGUUACGAUGACUGCAGGAAUGCAGGACAGGACUUGUGUGUACACGGCACAUGUAUUGAUGCAGACCGGAUUGUAAUGGGACAGCCGAAAUACAAGUGCAUCUGUGAGAGUGGCUGGGAGGCACCAGCAGGGAGCGCAGCCUGUAUCGCUGAUGUCAAUGAGUGCAACCUUCCCAACAAGCCUUGCUCUACCAACCCAGCUGUUCCCUGUUUCAACACCCAGGGCUCAUUCUACUGUGGAGCCUGUCCUGCAGGCUGGCUUGGCAAUGGUUAUAGCUGUCAGGACGUGGAUGAAUGUUUGACCAACAAUGGCGGCUGCUCCACCACUCCCAUGGUGCAAUGCUUGAACACUAUGGGCUCCUUCCACUGUGGGACUUGUCCUCCAGGUUAUGAGGGUGAUGGGAGAACAUGCACCCAGGCGAAUAUCUGUGCCAACAACAAUGGAGGCUGUUACCCAUUAGCUACAUGCUCCUCCAACCCAGGUUCAAACUUCCCAAUAUGUAUUUGCCCUCCAGGCUACACAGGGAAUGGUUUUGGGCCAACAGGCUGCACUGAGACCAGCAACAUAUGUCAGACCAACAACCCUUGUGUCAAUGGACAGUGUGCGGCCACUUCCUCCGCGCCGGGAUACAUCUGCAACUGCAACUCUGGUUGGCAAGGAGUGAACUGUGACCAGAACAUUAAUGAAUGUGCAAGCAACCCCUGUCAAAAUGGAGGAAACUGUACGGAUGUCACUAAUGGAUUCACAUGUACUUGCACUUCCCAGUGGACUGGCCCACUCUGUCAGACCCCACAGCAAGUGUGUGGGGGUGACCUGACAGGCCCUGCAGGUUCCUUCAGUUAUCCCAACACUCCAGGUCAUGACGAAUAUGAUCACCAAGUCAGUUGUGCCUGGGUUGUUCGAGUGGCCCAUAAUCAGAUUGUCCGGAUCACCUUUCCUUUCUUUGAUCUGGAGAACAGCGCCAACUGCAACUAUGACUUCCUUCAGAUUCAUGAUGGGGACAGUGCCUCUGCUCACAUGAUGGGCAAAUAUUGUGGCCAAAAUAACCCCAAAGACCUCAAUAGCUCCCACAAUGCUUUGUAUUUCUGGUUCCGCUCCGACCAUUCUGUCAAUGCAGGAGGCUUCACGAUUACUUGGGAAGCUAAGGAACCAGUGUGUGGAGGCGUAUUGACUGCUCCAUAUGGCAACAUUAACUCACCUGGUUACCCUGGAAACUACCCACCUAACAGAGACUGCUACUGGACAGUGACGGUGGAGCCCGGCUUGCUCAUUACCUUUGCAUUUGGGACUCUCAGUCUGGAGCAACACCCUGACUGCAACUUUGACUUCUUAGAGAUCCGGGAUGGUCUUCUUUCUGGUGACCCAGUUCUGGGGAAGUAUUGCAGUACUGCAUCACCUGCACCCCUGCAGACCACAGGUCCAGCUGCGUGGAUCCACUUCCACUCUGAUUUCGCUGUCACUGACCGAGGAUUUCACAUCACAUAUACAACAUCGCCGAGUGAUCCCGGCUGUGGUGGUACCUUCACUGAGAGUGAGGGCAUUAUCAUCUCCCCUAACUGGCCCAACAACUAUGCCCACAACCGCCAGUGUAUCUAUUUGAUCAGGUUGCCAGUUGGUGAGAAACUGACCCUCAACUUUACUCACAUGGACCUGGAACUUCAUAGUGGAUGUACUUUUGACUAUGUGGAGGUUCGUGAAGGCCGGGUGGAGACUGAUCCUCUAAUCGGCAGGUACUGUGGAAACACGCUGCCUGCUCCCAUUCUCUCGUCCUCCGACUCUCUGUGGAUUCGCUUCAAGUCAGACAGCUCAGUGAGCCGGGCUGGUUUCAGAGCUGUCUAUACUGUUGCUUGUGGAGGGACUCUGUCUGGGACUGGGCAGUUACGCUCCCCGUAUCACCCCAAUGCCUAUCCCCACAACAAGGUCUGUGAGUGGGUCAUAAAUCAGCCAGAAGGCUACGUGGUCACGCUUGACUUCCUGUCAUUUGACGUCGAGGGCAACUCCUGUCACUUUGACUUUGUUGAGGUGAGAGACGGCUCCACGUCCAGCUCUCCUCUGCUGGGGACAUUUUGUGGUGCUGAGAUUCCUCCCAGGCUCCAGUCCACUCAGAGAUCUUUGUACAUCAAAUUCAAGACUGACUCGUCUGUCAACAACCAUGGCUUUGAAGCAGCCUACAGCUCAGCCUUGGAGGAUUGUGGUGAUACACUGACCAGCCCUUCAGGCACCAUCACCAGCCCAGGACAUCCAACCAGCUACCCUCACGGUGCCAACUGCACCUGGUACAUCAGCGCUCUUCCAGGAAACCUGGUCCGACUGUCGUUUGAUUCCUUCAACUUGGAGUAUCACGACAACUGUAAUUAUGAUUAUGUGGAGGUCUAUGACAAUGGUACUGUGCAGACUGGAACCAAGAUUGGCAGAUACUGUGGACGUUCAGUGCCUCCAUCCAUCACCAGCACUGACAACCUGCUGACCCUGCUGUUUGUGACCGACUCAAGUUUAGCCAAAGAGGGAUUCUCUGCCAGCUAUGUCUCCAUCGAUGCUUCCACAGAUUGUGGUGAGACCUUCACGUCUCCUACAGGGUCCCUCAUUUCGCCCAAUUACCCCAGCAACUACCCAAACAACAGAGAUUGUGUCUUUAAGAUCAUUCUGCAAGUCAACGUGCAGAUAAUGCUGAACUUCACCAACUUUGAGCUGGAGGGUUCCCCUCCAUCGUGCGGGUUAGACUUUGUGGAGAUCAGGGAUGGUGGUUAUGAGACAUCUCCCCUGAUUGGUAAGUUCUGUGGCACUCAGAGGCCUCCAGUCCUAGUAUCCCAUAGCAACCGUCUUUGGGUUAGAUUUCGCUCGGACUCUACCGUCACACGUAGUGGAUUCAGUGCCCACUGGGAUGGAUCACAGACUGGCUGUGGAGGUACGAUGACCACAGCAUCCGGGGGAUUUUCCUCUCCUAACUACCCUCUGCCCUACCAUCCUAAUUCUGAGUGCUACUGGAAUGUCAAGACAAGCCAAGGCAGCCAGGUCUUCCUGUCUUUCUCUGACUUCCACCUGGAGACCAGCAACAACCUCUGCCUUUAUGAUUACCUGGCUGUGUAUGAUGGUAAUAGCAGCAGUGCUCCACAGCUGGCAGAGCUUUGUGGUAGUCAGCUGCCCAAUGCCAUCAACUCCUCCAGAAAUGAACUCUACAUCAAACUGCGCACUGACAGCAGCGUCAGCGCUGGAGGCUUCCUGGCAUCAUACACUACUAAAUGCAAUAACAUAGUGAUUUCAAGACAAUAUGCAGGAGUACUGGAGUCACUGAACUUUCCCAACAACUAUCCAGAAAACUCUGAGUGCAGCUGGACGAUCCAGGGCAGCAGUGGAAACACCAUCAAUUACACCUUCACUGCUUUUGAGCUCGAGUCCACCAACAACUGUAAUUUUGACUACAUCAAGCUCUAUAAUGGACCCAAUGAGCAAGCUCCUCUGAUUGGUACAUUCUGUGGGUACACGCCUCCUCCGGCCAACACCACCACAGCCUCAGCACUCACAGUGGUGUUCAGAACAGACAGAUCAGUGUCCAAGUCUGGUUUCCAGAUGAUGUGGUAUCAGAACGGUUGUGGUGGGGACCUCUCUGGUCCCAGUGGCUCCUUCAACAGCCCAGGCUACCCCAACAAGUAUCCUGAAAACAGGGAGUGUCUCUGGUACAUCAGCACAUCACCUGGGAGCAGCAUCACACUCACCAUCCAUGAGUUUGAUGUGGAGUUCCACCAAGACUGCAGCUAUGAUGUACUGGAGGUGUAUGGCGGCCCAGACCUGUCCGCUCCUCGACUGGCUCAGCUGUGCACCACCACAUCCAGCCCCAUGCGUGUCUCUAGCACUGGUCACAUGGUCACUGUGCUCUUCAAAUCUGAUGCUUACGUCAGUGGUCGAGGUUUUAAUGCAAGCUGGACUGAAGUUGCAGGAGGCUGUGGUGGCCCAGUCACUGCUCCUUCAGGGGAGAUCCAUUCUCCAUUGUAUCCCAACAGCUAUCCCAAUAAUGUGGACUGUUCCUGGGUCAUCAGUGUUGAGUCCCACCACCGGGUUUUCCUCAGUUUCUCUGACCUGGACAUUGAAAGUCAAAGCACCUGCUCCUGGGACUAUGUGGCUAUUUAUGAUGGUCCGACCACAUCUUCUCCUCUGCUUGCUCGUGUGUGUGGCAACAGUCUUCCUUUUUCCGUUACCUCGACCCAGAGCAUCAUUUCUGUUCGCUUUAGGUCGGACUCCAGUCAAAACCACCGUGGUUUCAGUGCUCACUUCUCUGAGGCCUGUGGUACAAGCAUUAUCACAGACAAUGAGGGAGGGGCCAUUGCAUCACCACAAUACCCAUCACCAUAUCCAGCCAAUCAGAACUGCAGCUGGAUCAUCAAAGCACAGGAACCAUUCAACCAUGUGACCCUGUCAUUCACUGACUUUGAGUUAGAGAUGGUCAACACCAACUGCUCCCAUGAUGCUGUGGAGAUCUUGGAUGGAGACAACUACCAGGCACCUUCUAUUGGGCGUUAUUGUGGCUCUGAAGUUCCUCACCCAGUGACGUCGUUCAGUAACUCUUUGGUGGUGAAUUUUAUCUCCGACAGCGUGAUCUCCAGAAAGGGGUUCCGAGCUACGUACACCGCCUCCACCUCCAGCUGUGGAGGAGAGCUGGUGAUGGAGAGUGGUGCAUUCAACAGCCCUAACUACCCAGAUGCUUAUCCGCCUAAUGUGGAGUGUGUGUGGACCAUCAAAAGCUCACCAGGAAACCGUCUGCAGCUCUCAUUUAUUGUCUUCCAUUUGCAGGGCGGAGCUAACUGUCUUAAUGACUACCUGGAAAUUAGAGAAGGAAACUCCACCGGACACCUGGUGGACAGAUUCUGUGGAAAUUCGCUCCCCGCCAACUACACCUCUGUGAUUGGCCACAUCCUUUGGGUUAAGUUCAGGUCAGAUGAAGCCACUAGUGGAGCAGGAUUCAGAGCCACUUUCUCACACUUGUAUGGUAAUGAUUUGACUGGGGAUUAUGGUCAGAUUGCAUCUCCACUGUAUCCCAGAAUAUAUCCAAGCAAUGCUGACUACCGCUGGACCAUAACCGUGGAGGGAGACAGCUUUGUCCAGAUCCGUUUCUUGGACAUGGAUAUUGAAGAUCUGUAUGAUUGCUUUUACGACUACCUCAAAAUAUUUGAUGGCUCCAGUGUUCAUUAUUAUCCUCUCGGGACGUUCUGUGGUUUGGGCAGGCCUCCUCCCGUUAGAAGUUCAGGCAGCACUAUCACGCUGCAGUUCCGCUCUGAUACAGUGGUGGGAGGACGAGGCUUCCUCGUGGAAUGGACCGCUGUCCAGGACUCUGGACCACCACCCACUAUCACACCAGGUGCUUGUGGAGGGAUGCUGAUGACAGGAGCGAGUCCCAGCUUCCUGUUUUCUCCUGGCUGGCCUAACAACUACCCUGAGAACCAGGAGUGUACCUGGUUGAUCCGCUCUCCAGACUCCACUGUAGAGUUUAACGUCUUGUCUCUGGACAUGGAGGACUACCCUCCUGUUUGCUACUUUGACAGCCUUGUCAUCAGGGAUGGUGAAACCAGUCUAUCUCCUGUGCUGGCUACAGCAUGUGGUCGGGAUCCUCCAGGUCCUCUCCACUCGACAGGAGAUACAAUGUUUAUUCACUUCUCAUCAGACAGCAGUAUCAGCGGCCGAGGCUUUAAUGCCUCCUACUCCAAAGGUUGUGGUGGCCUCCUGCAUGUAGACCGGGGAGUGCUGAGCAGUCCACACUACCCGCAGAACUACUUGCCUCAACUGAACUGUAGCUGGCAUGUGAUGGUGACGCCUGGCUUCAGGAUUUCUGUCACUUUCCAGAGCCCUUUCCAGAUUCAAGGAUUUGGAACUGAAUGCAGCUUAGGAGACUACCUUGAGCUCAGGAAUGGUCCUGAUAGUUCAUCUCCAUCACUGGGACCACGUGUCUGUGGGUCGAGCCCUCCAUCUCUUCUCCAGACGACUGACAACCACCUCUUUGUUCGCUUUUUAUCUGACGCUUCUAAUGAGGCAACUGGGUUCAAGCUGACUUUUGAGGCUCACAGCCAGGCAUGCGGAGGCUUCAUUGAGCUGAAUGAUAACGAUCCACCAGGUUACAUCACUUCACCCAACUAUCCUCAGAACUAUCCCCAGAACAUCGACUGUAUCUGGGUCAUCACUGUGCCCAAUGGAGAAGCUGUCCAACUAGACUUUGAGGACGAGUUCUACAUCGAACACACACAGGGGUGUAUGUACGACUACUUAGAGGUGCGUGAUGGCUCAACUUCCAGCGCUGACUUAAUUUCCCACCUGUGUGGCAAUACUAAACCGUCUACCCAGCAUUCAACAGGCCCCGCCAUGCUACUCAGGUUCAGAACUGACGGCAGUGUCACACAUAAAGGCUUUAAGGCAAAGUUCUCUAAGGCAACAUGUAGUGGUACCUACAGAGGUCAGAGGGGCACAGUCUCCAGCCCUGGCUUCCCAACUUCCCAUUAUCCUGACAGUUCCAGCUGUGAGUGGUACCUGGAGGGACCCACAGGUCACUACCUGACCCUCAGCUAUGGGAACCUCAGCCUGCAGAGCAGCCCAGGAUGCUCUGCUGAUUAUGUGGAGAUCAGAGAAUACAAUGCCUCAGGGAGGCUGCUGGGCCGACACUGCGGUAACAACCUUCCAGCUUCCAUGGACACGUCUGACAGCUUUGCCUAUGUCAGGUUUGUCAGUGAUGCCAGUGGUAAUGCAGAAGGCUUCAGUCUGUCGUUUGAAGCCAGUGUUGAAGCGUGUGGAGGUGAACUGAACGCUCCUUCAGGAACUAUCUCGUCUCCCAAUUACCCCAAUUUAUACCCACAUAGCCGGCUGUGUCGCUGGGAGCUUGUGGUGUCACCAGGCCACCGGAUCACAUUCACAAUUAAUGACCUGCGGCUGGAAGGUUCUGGUAGUUCCUGUGCAUAUGACUACGUUGAUGUACUGAAUGGGUUGGCAGAUAAUGCUCCUCGCCUGCAGCGGUUCUGUGGUACAGUACCAGUCGGCACACAGGUGCGUUCUUCAGGAAACACCAUGACCAUUGUGUUCCGUACUGACGCCUCCGUGUCCAAUGGUGGCUUCAUGGCGUCCUACUCCUCAGAUGAGCCUGCAGAGUGUGGUGGAAUCCUGAACAACCCAGUGGGCGGGAACAUCACCUCUCCUGGUUACCUGGUGUCCAACUACAGCAACAACCUCAACUGCGAGUGGCUCAUCCAGAAUCCCCGGCACAUCAAUUCCUCUAUUGUGGUGAUUAUAACAGACCUUCACCUGGAGAACCACCAGACGUGUGAGUCAGACUACCUCAAGUUCCGCUUAGGUAAUGCUGAUGGGGAGCUGUUGGCCAGGUUUUGUGGGCAGACCACCCCUACAAUCCCCAUUGUGGUCUUUACCCCAGAGCUGUGGAUCCAGUUCCAGACUGACGACACCCAGGGAGACCUGGGCUUCAAGGCCACUUACAUGUUCUCUGAAUGUGGAGGCUGGCAGGUUGGCGAGGGAGGGGUGAUAUCCAGCCCUAACUACCCCAACACCUACCCUGGCCCCAGUCGCUGUGCUUGGCUGCUGGAGGCUCCAAUGGGGCACACCAUUACACUAACGUUUAGCUCCUUCAACUUGGAGCUCCACUCCACAUGUGGCUGGGACUCGGUCAGCGUCUUUAACGGAGGAUCCCCUGGCUCUCCUGUUAUUGGCCACUACUGUGGGACCACUUCCCCAGGAACCAUCCGCUCAGGUUCCAACAAGCUUGCUGUUGUCUUCCUGGCUGACCACAGUGUGUCUAAAGGAGGCUUCGUUGCCUCCUGGUCUGCUGAUUCAUCAGGCUGUGGCGGGGUGAUCCAUGCCGAUACGGGUACAAUCAAGUCUCCAAACUAUCCUCAGAACUUCCCGGCCAAUGUGGAGUGUUCGUGGCAGAUCAUUGCCCACGAGGGUAACCAUCUAGAGAUGAGCUUCAACAGUGAUUUCCAGAUUCCAGACAGCAGUGGAACCUGCCAGAGCAGCUACAUCAAGGUGUUUUCGGGUCGGAGCCAAAAUUCUGAUGCUCUGCUGUCAACAGGCUGUGGCUCAGUGGCUCCAGGCCAGAUCAUUGCUCCCGCUAACAUCAUGACUGCAAGAUUCCAGGCCACUGGAGCAACAGGCAGAGGCUUUGCUGCCUCCUUCACGACCAGUUGUGGAGCAAACUUCACAGCUUCCAGCGGACGUGUCGUUUCUCCAAAUUAUCCAGCCGACUAUCCUGACGGGGCCAACUGCAACUAUGUCAUAGAUGCUGGACAACAGACAGUGAUUGUUGUCACCUUUAAGGUCUUCCAAGUAGAAGCGCACUCUACGUGCCAAUAUGAUGGUCUGAAGAUCUACAACCUGGCUACAGGUGGCUCUCCUAUUGCCACGCUGUGUGGCACCAGUGUUCCAGGCCCCUUCUCCACCUUUGGCCCCAUGUCACUCAAUUUCUACUCUGACUCUGUGGUCAGUGACACUGGCUUCAUGGCAGAAUACAGAGCUAUUCCAUGUGGUGGUUUCUUCAACAGCACAAUGGGAACAGUGAGCAGUCCAGCACUGGCCAUGACUAACUACCACCACAACAUCAACUGUACCUACCAUAUCAUGGUGGCUGCAAACAGGGUGGUGGAUCUCAAGUUUAACACCUUCUCCCUGGAAGCUUCUUCCAGCUGUCUGUAUGACUAUGUAGCAGUUUAUGAUGGACCUGACACCCUGUCACCCCUGCUGGGGACAUUCUGUGGUGCAGUGCUCCCACCGAAUCUGCGCACCUCCACAAACCAGCUGUUUAUCGUCUUCAGGACAGAUUCCUCAGUGAGUGGGCUUGGCUGGAGAGCCGUCUACAGUGAGACACUCGGUGCAGCUCAGGGCUGUGGCGGCUACCUUUCAAUGCCCAUGGGCAUGUUUGGGUCUCCAGAUCCGAACCUGGAUGGGCGCUAUGAGCCCAAGAUGGACUGCCUCUGGACCAUUGACAUGACCCUCAACAGGGCUAUCAACCUGACCUUCUCCUCUUUUGAGCUGGAGAGUUCUUCUACUUGUCGUUACGACUAUGUCAAAGUGUAUGAUGGUGACAAUGUUCACUUCCCUCUGGUUGGGACAUUUUGUGGAAACACUAUCCCUGCAUAUUUUGUAUCGAGUGGAAAUUUCCUGACCAUUCACUUUGUUACUGAUAGUUCAGUGCAGCAACGAGGCUUCAACGCCACCUACAGAGCAGUUCCAUUGCUUUGUGGUGGGAUCCUAAAUGCCACGACCUCCAUACAGACCCUGAACUCACCCUACUUCCCCAAUGCUUAUCCUCCUUUCAUUUCCUGCCGCUGGAUGCUAGACGCUCCAGCCCAGGAAACCGUCCUGCUUUCGGUCCAGAACUUCAUGCUGCAGCCCAGCCAGAGCUGCUCCGCUAACUUCUUGGAGAUGAGAGACUGGCCGGUGGGAGAUUAUGGGCAGUCACAUAAGUUCUGUGCGUCUGACGGUCACCCACCAGACUUCUACAGCUACAGCAGGACGGUCCUUGUGUACUUCAAGUCUGAUGCUUUCAUGGCAGGAAAUGGCCUGAGUUUCACUUAUCAGAUCGCAAACUGCAGCCGAAUCUAUGAGCAGGAAUACGGUUACCUGAAGAGUCCAGGCUGGCCUAACCCUUACCCCCACAGCGUAGACUGCACCAUCAUCCUGAAGGCACCACAGAGCAACCACAUCUCCCUCUUCUUUAACACUUUUGAUGUGGAAGCCCACAGCACCUGUAGCUUUGACUAUCUGGAGGUGCGUAACGGCAGCACAGCACAGUCGCCGCUGAUUGGUCGGUUCUGUGGCAGCACACUACCCAACCCCGUCUUCCCACAGUCCAAUCUGCUCUACCUGCGCUUUAAGAGUGACAUGUCCCAUGUCAGACAAGGCUUUGAGGUCACAUGGACAUCCUCCCCACAUGGUUGUGGUGGAACACUGUACGGAGAGCACGGCUCAUUCUCAAGUCCUAACUACCCCGGCACCUAUCCUAACCAUACCCACUGUGAGUGGAGCGUUAGGGCACCGAGAGGUCGCGUGGUGACCGUCACCUUUGCUCAGAUCAGUAUUGAUGACCCAGGAGAUUGUCAGAACAACUUCCUGAAGUUAUACGAUGGCCCCGACGCCUCCUCGCGACCUGUUGGACCUUACUGUGGAGUGGAAACCAACAUUGCCCCAUUUACUGCCACGUCCCAUCAUGUCUUCAUUGUUUUCCAAUCCCAGUAUGUAACCCUGCCGUCAGGGUUCAGACUGACCUGGAGCAGCUGAGAAUGAAUUCUACACUAAUCCACUAAUCAUGUUGUGCAUUUAUAUAUGUAACAUAAUAAUGUAAAUAAAGAUAAAUCUGUAGUGUAAUAAAAGCAACAUUUAACAUUU